Stereum hirsutum FP-91666 SS1 is the source of this 978-nucleotide messenger RNA. RefSeq lists its product as uncharacterized. Bases 1 to 978 code for a protein of 325 amino acids. The transcript is spliced from 14 exons. The record is from RefSeq and is a predicted model, not a curated record. NCBI's taxonomy places the organism in Eukaryota, Fungi, Basidiomycota, Agaricomycetes, Russulales, Stereaceae.
AUGAGUACCUUCGCUCAGUCCACAUGGGGCCCAAUACUCGUCGGGACCUUUAUAAACAUACUCUUAUUUGGAGUCACGGUCGCACAGCUGUAUAUGUACCACCAAUCAUACACAAGGGAUAAAUUCUGGUUGAGAUGCUUUAUCGGUAUCCUUUUCGUCGCAGAUACAAUCAAUACAGUUUUCGACAUGCAACUAGUGUAUGACGCCCUUAUCAACCAUUUCUCCGAUGAAUCGUACCUCGAAGUUGCGACAUGGGUCUUCCGGACGGAUCCCGCUGGUGUCAUCGGGAUGGCAGUCCAGCUAUUCUUCGCCUGGAGAGUAAAAGUAUUGACCAAUAGCAUCUGGGCCACCAUCCUCGUCGGCUUCUGCGCAUUUGUUUCGUGCUGCGCAGGGGUGGCUACGGCGAUAGCGGUCGGCAUCGUUCCGCGCUUCGUUGAGUUCCAGACAUUCAAGCCGGCUGUCAUAAUCUGGCUCGCUCUCUCUGCUCUUUGUGAUUGCCUCAUUACACUCAUUCUAGUGUCGUAUCUGAGAAAACAGAAGAGCGCGUUCGUGGUGACAGAUGGAAUCGUGGACAGGAUCAUCAGACUCACGGUGCAAACUGGCUUGAUUACAUCCAUCGUGGCUGUUGCCGCUCUCAUCGCCUUUCUAGCGAGUCCCAACGGCCUGCAUCUUGUCUUCAACAUGCCUCUUGCGAAAUUGUAUACCAACUCCUUACUUUCGUCACUCAACGCAAGAACCGGUUGGGCCUACAAUUCAUCAUCACAGCCUGAUCACCAAGCGAACACCCUCCAUGGACAAUCAUCGAAAGGUGCAAGGAGGCGUCAGGACGUGCUCACUUUCGAGGGUACAACGACCGCUCCCGAGGUGUUUGUAAACGUCGAACAACAUGAGAUGAGCGACUCCAUCGUGGGCGCGAAUAAGCGUGGCAGCGGGGAUUACACUUUCGACGUUACCACGGACUCGAAAGCGUAUCCGUAA